AUGCUCUCCCAUCAUCAGACUUCACCACAUGACUACCCUGCUGGCUCGGUAACCUGUUUGAUUCCUUCAGCCCCCCUGCACCAAGCUCUACUGGUCAGCAAUCAACGGCUGCCUAUUCAGCCUCCUGCAGACAUCCCGACACGUUCCCCUGGUGGAUCCUCCGUCCCGAGCACCAUUCUGGCUAACGGCGGUGUACGUACUUGGAAGCCCAAACGUACGGCUGAGGAGAUGCAAUUGGCCGACCUCAUUGCGGCUGAGAAACGUGCGCGUAGGUUUCAGAACCAAGCUGAUAAGGCCGCAGAAGCUUGUAAGAAGCAUGCGACCAUUGCAGCAAACAAGAUCCUCAAGGCUCAGAAGGCCGCGUUGACAACCCCUUGGCCGGUGACCUGGAUGGAGGAACAGACAAUCGAGCUGUUGAAUUUUGUGAGGAUGGUCAAAGAGGACCAUAGUCAGGUGACAGGCGGUUUUAUACCGUUUGGGAAGUCCUUUGCGGCUUAUACUGCCCGUCCAGAGGCAUUCCCCCUCCUGCAAUCCUUUUCGACUUCCACCCGUCUAUCCAAAUAUCGUGCCCUGAUGGAUAAGUGGAAGAAAGUAAAAGACGUCGUGGAACGGUCUGGGGCGGGCGGAUUAUCACCGGCUCUGGAAGCAGGCGGUGUCUCCCAAGAGGUUUGGGACUUGAUCCUCGAUAUGCACGGGGAUACCUCGGCAGCGACCGGUGAGGGGUUAUCUAGUUUGUAUGCCAAUUAUGAAACCCUGCUGGAGGAAUCACCCCCAUCGGUCAGUUCUGGCGACUCUGGGUCAUCGGACGUUAAUGAGCCCGAUAGCCUCCCCACAACGCCUGCCCCCCGGAAGAAGAGGCUCACCAAGUACCAACGGCUAUCAGCCGGCCUGAACCCAGCCAAACUUGCCUUGGAUCCUGACUUGGAAUCUGAUACAGACCUACCUGCAGAGCUUGUUUUGGGGCCCCCUGGGGCCUCGACCGGUUCGGCCGGGCUGCAGGGGACUUUCCCCACUGCGGUUGUGGGGGGCUCAGUUGCCAACUGUCAGACACUGAGACACUAG
This is a messenger RNA of Puccinia graminis f. sp. tritici CRL 75-36-700-3, 1062 nucleotides long. RefSeq lists its product as uncharacterized. NCBI's taxonomy places the organism in Eukaryota, Fungi, Basidiomycota, Pucciniomycetes, Pucciniales, Pucciniaceae. Bases 1 to 1062 code for a protein of 353 amino acids. The record is from RefSeq and is a predicted model, not a curated record. The transcript has 3 exons.